This is a messenger RNA of Cantharellus anzutake, 2538 nucleotides long. RefSeq lists its product as uncharacterized. The record is from RefSeq and is a predicted model, not a curated record. The coding region runs from base 286 to 2223 and encodes 645 amino acids. The transcript has 9 exons. NCBI's taxonomy places the organism in Eukaryota, Fungi, Basidiomycota, Agaricomycetes, Cantharellales, Hydnaceae.
UUUUCAUGAUUUAGCGCUGGUCGUGACCAGCGCUAUUCAAUUAGUAUGAUUAAGUCCGCCCGAAAGUCCCGAGAUUAAGGGGGGGAGUUUGGCCAUCAAGCGCUUCGCUGUCUGGACCAUCAGAGCCGAUUAGCAAAGUGCCGCUCCCACUUCCUGUCACAGAUUCCAUCAAAUGUAUUGCGCCGAAUUGGAGGGAUUUGUCCAGCCUGUCUACAUAAAUGACUAGAUUCGAACCCCACACCCUUGUCCCUAGCCCCUCCCCCCCCUCAACGAGACAUCCUGAAGAUGGCUACUUUCCCUAUAGCUCUCGAUAUCCAGGAAGGACUCUCGUCCGUACUCAUCAACCAGAUAACAGACGAGGAAGAGUUGGAAACACCCAAGGUCCAUCUAGGCCGUACAUUGAUCCUCUGCUUCGAUGGGACGGCGAAUGAGUAUGAUGAUACGAACACUAACAUCGUUCGUCUCUUCUCGUGCCUCGAGAAAUCCCACCCGAAACAGUUAGUGUACUAUCAGACUGGCAUUGGGACAUACACUUCGACUCGAUUCAGCACAUCUAUUGGCCAGUGGAUAUCUAAAACCAUCGAUCAAGGCGUCGCGUUGCACCUUGAUGACCAUGUCUGUGGAGGAUAUCGAUUUCUUCAGUCGAAUUGGAAUCAGGGUGACAAAAUUUGCAUUUUUGGCUUUUCCAGAGGUGCAUAUACUGCUAGAGCUCUAGCUGGGAUGCUACAUGCGGUCGGGCUUUUGCCACCCUCGAUGCCCGAGCAAGUCCAAUUUGCCUACAAGCUUUACCAGAACUUGGGUAGAGGUAGUGUUGUCAGUAGCGAUCCCGGGCAAGCACCAACCCUUCAUGUCCGGAACUACAAACGUGACUUCUGUCGUGCCGUCACUGUUGACUUCCUCGGAGUUUGGGAUACUGUUGCAUCUGUUGGCAUUCUUGUGCCGCGCGCGUUGCCCUUCUCCCAAAGCAAUAGUUCCAUCAAAGUUUUUAGGCAUGCACUGGCUCUGGAUGAGAGACGAGCCAAGUUUAUUCCUUCGCCGUGGAGGCUUACGGGAGCAAAAAAACAAUGCAAAAAUGGAAACUGGGUCACGAAACAAGCUGCAGAAGAUGCCAUUGCGCCAGACACUGAGGGUAUUCAGGCCACGAUCGACUGGGUAUUGGCGUUGAGAGAUAUUUUUGUCGGCAUUUUCUUCAAAUGGUUCAUCGAGUGGUGGCCACAUGAUAUAUUGAACCGUCUCGGAUUAAUCAACUAUGGCGAUCAUGAACCACCCACGACCCUGAUUCCAGAAGAACAGUUUCCGCCUGACUUGAGGGAGGUUUGGUUUGCAGGUGGACACUGCGAUGUCGGCGGCGGAAACGUACCGGACGACAAACCCUGGAAUGAGAUCGACAAGCUGGGCCCGAACGAACCAAGGUACUCGCCUUCACUUGCCAACAUCCCUCUUCGAUGGAUGAUCCGCGAGUUCUAUGAGGCGGAUUUGAAAUAUAACCUCAAUAUUCGCUGGCGAUCUGUCCGCCUGGCCCGCUAUGGUAUCUACUUACCUCCCAUCAUAUACACAAACGACGAUGGUAGUGACUUCAAUAUCACCCUUGACGAUGACCUCGAGAACAGGUAUUUGAGGCGCGCACAGAAUCCAGCCGAUCGCCGGUCCUCUACUCUUCCCACAUCGGGGAGACCUCCUUCCCCUCUUGUUGGUGGGAAUACAGACCCCAGCAGGAUAGCGCCAAGCGAUGUACUAGUCAAACCAACGGACGCUGAUAAAAAAGUGCUGGGUAGGCAUCCUCGACGGGCUAACUUUCUUCGAUCCAAGGAGUUUAAGUCUGGUGUCAAAUAUGACUUGGAUUUCUUCGAGAGGGACUUGAAAGCUGAAUCAUACGACGAGUUGUGGAGGUGGGAUCGCAUUACUUUUAGCGCGAUCGUAACAAUGUUGUGGUGGUGGGUGCUUGAGUUGGCGCCCCUUAUGAGGCAUGUGCAGAACAAGCACACGUUCUUGUGGGAGUCCAAGCUUCGAUGCAACUUAUUCAAUCCUCGCGACAUUCAUCGAGGCGCAGUACCCCAACACACAGAUGCUUUGUCGAAACGCUGGGUGGAGUUUUUGACUAAUCGCUCAAAGCCCAGUUACCAUUGGUCCGUGCGUGAGCGUAUGAAGCACAAACGUGGCUACCGCCCUAGACAUUGGGGCGAUAACGAAAAGAUUCACGAAACUUGGAUCGAAGUUUAUUAGUUUUGUUUUCCGUGCGAUUGGUUAGCUGGGUCUCGAAUUUUGAGGAUAUAUGGUUUGAAAGUCGAACAAGUGGUGUGGGAUCUGCACUGUUUUUGCUUUGGACUUGGACAAGGCUGGAGGCCUUUCACGCUUGUAACCGAUGGGAAUUUUUUCAUCGGAUUCCCCUUUCUCCCCGCUACUAGGUUUGCUACUGCACGGCCCAACACCGCCUCUCCCACGCGUCCGUGCGUUGUUCACCCUGUAGCAUAGGCCCGUUGUAGUACUGAUAGUGAAAAAUAUUGUAGUUAAACAUAUGUAAUAUACAGUUUACUCGAG